GUGUGCUUACUAGCAACCACUUUCAACAUUUCUGCAAAGCUAGAGAAGGGUUCCCAGUGCCGAUUCCGACACUGUGAGAAGGCCCUUGGCAGUGACACUGUGUGCUCAUUAUGGAGAGAGGGAAAAUGUCUAGAUCCACUUUGCAGAUUUAGACACAUGGAAAUGCAGCAAAACUGCAGUAUUUCAUGCUUCUGGGAAACUCAACCUCUUGGUUGUGUGAAGAUCAGUUGUAUCUUUUAUCACAGCAAACCUCGUAAUAUCAAUGGAUUAUUUUUGCCACCAAGUAGCAAUAUCACACUACAAAAAGAUACUCAGGAAGGAGCUCCACCCUUGACCCAGAGUGAGGAACCCCUGAAACCUCAGGAGAAUAUAUCACGACCCAUUCACCAUCCUUUAGUUUUAAAAACUAACUUUGAGGAAGAAGAGGAGGGAGGAAAUGAGCAAAAUGAUGCCUCUAGUUUAUGGACAAAGACUCCUGAAGAAAUUGAAGAAAAAAGAGCAAUAAAGGAGAUGUGUUACAAAUCUGGUGAAUACUACAGAGUUCACACUCCUCCAGAUAUUUCAGCAUCAAAAAGCACAGCCUCUACAGCAGAGAAAGAGUUAGAAAAGCCUUUGGAAAAAGGCAGUGAAUUGCAAGAAGGGGAUGGGCUUACAAUUCCAACAAAAUUCAGCGUAAUUGAAAGGCAGGGUGAGGCCAAAGCAUCAUUGGAUAGGAAACCCAGGACUGACAUGGCUGCUUUUGAAAAUGGAGGAGGUGACUGUUAUGUUCCACAGAGGAUCAUAUUUCUCGGAGUAGAUGAAAAGAAAGAGAAAGAAAUCAUCGUGUCAAAAUGUUCGAAUACUAAAGGAUGUUCCCUAACUACCUGACUAGCACCCACAAUGCAUGUAUUAAAUGCUACUGAGAAUAUCAGUUUGAAGUGCAGAGAGGACCACUCUUCAAUGAAUGAUGUCCAGCCAGUGAGGAAGCCUCAUUUUAAAGGUGUGAAAAAAAGAAAAUGGGUUUAUGAUGAACCAAAGAACUUUCCUGGCCAAGGAGUGCGGAGAGCAGUACAGACCCCAAAUCCAAAGAAUAAAACAAGUUACCACCGCAAUAAUAGAGACAGGAACGCUGAGAAUGCCUCCUAUAUCCAUGUCCAGAGGGAUGCCGUCAGGGCCGUCUCACUCAAUGUACCUCCCUGCAGCAGGCCCACGAAUGGCUUCUACAAUAAAGUCAACGUUAACAAGGAACCCAGCCUCAGUCUCUGUCCAGAUAAAUAUAUGUCAACAUCAUAUAAUGGUUCAGCCUGGCGAAAAAGAAUUCCUUUUUCAAAAGCAUAUUCAAAAACUGAAAAGAUAUAUACAGAGCCAAGAAGAAAUGGGAGCAAGUAA
Messenger RNA from Miniopterus natalensis, 1368 nucleotides. Lineage: Eukaryota; Metazoa; Chordata; Mammalia; Chiroptera; Miniopteridae. The record is from RefSeq and is a predicted model, not a curated record.